AUGUCGGCCGUCUUCAACAAAGACCGCCACAUCAAAUACUACCGCCGAUGCCUCAAAACCUUCCUCCCAGACCUCUACACCGGCAAUGACUCCAAUCGCAUGCUCCUCGCCUUCUUCACGAUCGCAGGCCUAGACAUCCUCGGCGCCCUUCACGACGAAACCACCCCCGAAGAGCGACAGGGCUACAUCGAAUGGAUCUACCACUGCCAGGUGCCAACCGGAGGCUUUCGAGGCUUUACCGGAACGGACUUCGGGAUCGAAAGACGGACACCUGAGAAUGCGUCCUGGGAUCCGGCGAGUAUCCCCUCGACAUUCUUUGCGUUAGUGCUCUUGAUUGUUUUAGGGGAUGAUUUGUCGCGGGUUAAGCGGGUCGAGUGUUUACAAUGGCUGCCGCGAUUGCAGCGUGAGGAUGGGAGCUUUGGGGAUAUUGUUGGGCCGGAUGGGGAGAUUGAGGGUGGGAGGGACUUGCGGUUCUGUUGUUUUGCGGCGGGAACGCGGUAUAUCCUCCAAGGGAAACGGGGGCAGGGUCUUGAGGGUGUGAAGGAUAUUGAUGUGCCCCGGUUGGUGGCUUUUAUUGAAGCUUGUCAGACAUAUGAUGGUGGCAUGUCAGAGGCGCCUUUUUGCGAGUCUCAUGCGGGCUUGACCUAUUGCGCUAUCGGUGCUUUAACGUUUUUGAAGGCCGAUAAGCCAGCACCAGUUCUCACGCCUGGCUCUGAGGAAUUCGAAUCGCUGAUCUGGUGGCUAGUCUCGAGACAGACAUCUGACCUUGGUGAAGACGACGAAGAGCAACCAACUGGUUCCGACAAGGCACAAGAAAAUCUCUCUCAAGCGGUCGAAGCGCUUCGUCUCAAUGGCAAGGUGGACGCAUUGCCUCCGAUAGAACCGCCGACGGAAGAGUCCUUACAAUGGGCUGGGUUUAAUGGACGGAGUAACAAGGCUGCUGAUACGUGUUAUUCGUUUUGGAACGCGGCUACUCUGGCAAUGCUGGACCGCUUAGCUCUGGUUGAUGCUGCUCGUAACCGGCGAUAUCUUCUCGAAAAGACACAACAUCUUAUUGGCGGUUUUGGGAAAGGAGUUGGGGAACCACCAGAUCUUCUACACUCGUACUUCGGACUGGUAUCGCUGGCAUUUGAAGGAGAGCCCGGGUUAAAUUCGGUUGAUCCGGCUAUGUGCACCACUCACCGGGGAGUCCAACAUCUUCAUUCCUUGCCCUGGUGGCAGGCGUAG
Aspergillus glaucus CBS 516.65 is the source of this 1227-nucleotide messenger RNA. RefSeq names its product protein geranylgeranyltransferase type I subunit CDC43 (gene cdc43). Gene Ontology annotation, biological process: protein geranylgeranylation. Gene Ontology annotation, molecular function: CAAX-protein geranylgeranyltransferase activity. Lineage: Eukaryota; Fungi; Ascomycota; Eurotiomycetes; Eurotiales; Aspergillaceae. The coding region runs from base 1 to 1227 and encodes 408 amino acids. The transcript is spliced from 4 exons. The record is from RefSeq and is a predicted model, not a curated record. Gene Ontology annotation, cellular component: CAAX-protein geranylgeranyltransferase complex.